AAAUUUUAUGAAUAAGAACCAGAAGCCAGUGCUAACAGGCCAGCGGUUCAAAACUAGGAAGAGGGAUGAAAAGGAGAAAUUUGAACCCACAGUCUUCAGGGAUACAAUUGUCCAAGGCCUCAAUGAAGCUGGGAAGGACCUGGAAGCUGCAGCCAAAUUCUUGGAUGCAACAGGCUCAAGGCUAGAUUACCGUCGUUAUGCUGACACACUCUUUGAUAUACUGGUAGCUGGCAGCAUGUUAGCCCCUGGAGGGACACGCAUAGAUGACAAUGACAAGAGCAAAAUGACCACCCACUGUGUGUUUUCUGCAGAUGAAGAUCAUGAUGCUAUCCGAAACAAUGCUCAGGUCUUUAAUAAACUCAUCAGGAGAUAUAAAUAUUUGGAGAAGGCAUUUGAAGAGGAAAUCAAAAAGCUGCUGCUGUUCCUUAAAGCCUUUUCUGAAACAGAGCAGACAAAGUUGGCAAUGCUCACUGGGAUCCUGCUAGCCAAUGGAACACUUCCUGCCACUAUUUUAACAAGUCUUUUCACUGACAACAUAGUCAAAGAAGGGAUUGCAGCAUCUUUUGCAGUAAAGCUUUUUAAAGCAUGGAUGGCAGAGAAAGAUGCCAAUUCAGUUACCUCUGCUUUAAGAAAAGCCAACCUUGACAAGAGAUUGCUCGAACUAUUUCCAGCCAACCGGCAGACUGUGGAACACUUUGCCAAGUACUUCACUGAUGCAGGUCUAAAAGAGCUCUCGGACUUCCUUAGAGUCCAGCAGUCACUAGGAACUCGUAAAGAGCUUCAAAAAGAGCUACAAGAACGUCUCUCUCAGGAAUGCCCAAUUAAAGAGGUAGUGCUUUACGUGAAAGAGGAAAUGAAGAGAAAUGAUCUGCCAGAGCCUGCAGUGAUUGGACUCCUGUGGACCUGUAUAAUGAAUGCUGUUGAAUGGAACAAGAAAGAAGAACUUGUUGCUGAACAAGCACUUAAACAUCUAAAGCAAUAUGCACCCCUGCUUGCUGUGUUCAGCACUCAAGGCCAGUCAGAACUCAUUCUUCUCCAGAAGGUUCAGGAAUACUGUUAUGACAACAUCCAUUUCAUGAAAGCCUUUCAGAAGAUAGUGGUACUCUUUUACAAAGCUGAUGUCCUGAGUGAAGAAGCUAUACUGAAGUGGUACAAAGAAGCACAUGUUGCUAAAGGCAAAAGUGUUUUUCUUGACCAAAUGAAGAAAUUUGUUGAGUGGCUGCAAAAUGCUGAAGAAGAAUCAGAAUCUGAAGGUGAGGAAAACUAAGACGGUUUGACAAAGCACAAUCUCUAGACUACUACCGAAUGCUCUUUGGAAAUGUCGUACUGUUCAAGCAAAAGUUCAGUGUCAUACAGAAAACUCUAGGCUAGACUGUCCUUUUGUUUAGGGAGAAAAAGGGUUUUUAAUGGAGCCCUGAGGCAUUAGAUGCUUUACUUGGGACUCUACUUCUGGCUCAUUGUAUGCUAACUUAGGCAAAGACAUUCAGCCAGGAGCCAUAUAAGGAGAGUGGAAAUGAAUACUUUAUGGACUCCUUUUUAUUAGCAGUCUUUUCAGGUACUCUGACAUGUGAACACUCCAAUAUCUGUUUAUAGAGUUGUUUGGUCUUUGUAGCACAAUAUUGGCUUAUGUAUGUGAUUUGACACCACUGCAUUUUUUUUAAUAAAUGGCUUUUAUAUAUUAGUU
Gavialis gangeticus (Gharial) is the source of this 1684-nucleotide messenger RNA. It is a transcript of the gene BZW2, whose product is annotated as basic leucine zipper and W2 domains 2. Gene Ontology annotation, molecular function: protein binding. The transcript is spliced from 11 exons. The record is from RefSeq and is a predicted model, not a curated record. Lineage: Eukaryota; Metazoa; Chordata; Crocodylia; Gavialidae. Gene Ontology annotation, cellular component: cytoplasm; membrane. The coding region runs from base 8 to 1267 and encodes 419 amino acids.